Diachasmimorpha longicaudata is the source of this 1858-nucleotide messenger RNA. Its product is annotated as synaptic vesicle glycoprotein 2C-like. Gene Ontology annotation, molecular function: transmembrane transporter activity. Gene Ontology annotation, biological process: transmembrane transport. The record is from RefSeq and is a predicted model, not a curated record. The coding region runs from base 78 to 1700 and encodes 540 amino acids. NCBI's taxonomy places the organism in Eukaryota, Metazoa, Arthropoda, Insecta, Hymenoptera, Braconidae. The transcript is spliced from 8 exons. Gene Ontology annotation, cellular component: membrane.
GUUACUGAGAGAGAAUCUUCUGAGUGUGGUGUCAAGAGGAAUCGAUUAUUGGGUUUAAUUAUUGAAUUUGUUUGAGUAUGGCGGCAAGAUCUGGAGAAAAAACUUGCGAACAAGUAACACAAGAUGCACUUAAUCAGACAGGAUUCGGAAUAUUUAAUUUAAAAAUAUUCGCAACCUGUGCAUUGAUAUGCGUGAAUGGAAGUCUUGGAUUGGGGAACGUGGGGUUGAUAAUACCAGCAGCCGCAUGUGACUUCAAAAUGUCAACUGUCGCCAAAGGAUACAUGGCAAUGAUGCCGGUUCUGGGGAUGGUAUUUGGACCCUAUUGCUGGGCAACCCUAGCUGAGAUGAAGGGUCGAAGAAUUGGACUGAUUAUAUCCCUCAUAUCUCAUGGCGUCGGUGACAUAACAGCGUCGGUUAUUUCCAAUUUCUGGGGACUAUUGGUGUGCAAAUUCCUGGUGGGUUUCGGAUUUAGCGGGCAAUUUGCACUCCUCUUCACUUACCUGGGAGAGUUUCAACCCUGCAAAGUUCGUGAUCGUCUGCUGGCAUGGCUGGAGCUGCCCUGGGUGAGCGGUCUGCUCUUGACCGCCGCACUGGGUUGGGCUAUUAUGCCUCUGAACAUCAAUUACGAGAGUACAACGACAGGCUUCAUUUUCAAGUCCUGGAGCCUUUACUUGUUAAUAUGUGGAUUGCUAUCACCAAUUCUUGCCCUGUGGAUCGUUUUCCUGCCGGAGACACCGAAGUACCUUGCGGAGACUGGACAGCACAAGAAGUUGUUGGAACUCUUCGGCGAUAUUUAUCACGCCAAUACGGGACAGCCUAAGGAUCAAUAUCUGGAAAUUAUUAAAAAAAUGGAAAACCCAGGUCUCAAUAAUUUAAUAGCCAGAGCUCAGGAAUACUCAGCACCGACUCAUAAAAGCAUUCGGCAAAUGGUGUCUCAAUAUAUGAGACAGACCAAGGAGAUCAUCAAACCCCCACAUUUGAAGACAACUAUUCUGAUGUCCAUAGCUUCGUACACUGUAACAGCUCCAUAUUACACUCUCAUUUUUUGGCUGCCAGAAAUAUUCCUGAGGUAUUCGAUAUUCGAGGAAUUAUACCCAGAGAAAACCGCGAGUGUUUGCACCAUCUCCAAUGCACUGUACGCCGCCAAUGCAACUCAAAAAAGGGAGCCGGACUACUCGGACUGCACUAAAGUACUCAGUGAGAGUGUUUAUUUCCAUAAUAUGAUCCUGGGGGCAACAUCCGUUCCAGUCGCAUUUUGGUUGCCCCUUUUUGUCGAUAGAUUUGGCUACAAAAUACACUUAGUUGGUGCGUCCCUGUCGAGCGCGCUAUUAGCUUUUGGUUUAUUAAUCGUGGAGACGUCGACGCAAAAUUUGAUCAUCGCAUGUUUAUUCGAAGCCCUGGCAUCCGUGAGCAUAACAAUAGUACUGUGCACUGCUGUCGAGCUAUAUCCCACUCAUCUUAGGGUUAUUGCCUCUGCACUUGCUGCAUUUGUUGGAAGAAUGGGAGCUUUUGUCGGUAUUUCAAUGGUUGGUUAUCUUAUCGAUGACUACUGUGUACCCUUGAUCUUACUCAUCGGAUCGCAUCUAGUUGUGGCCGGCAUUACCGGGAUAUUCAUCCCCAUUCGCAAAACGAAACAAGAGUUUGAGAAACGAGAAAGAUUGACGGCGAAGUUGGCUGAGAGUACGAAUUCCCAAUUGUGAUAAUUUCAAAAAUUGUAUCACCAGUUUUAUUUGAAUUUUAUAAAUACACGUCAUUUUUUAUACGCUUUCAUUCAACUUACUCCUGUUAAUUGUGUAAAUAUAUUCCUAUUCUGAUGUACGUAAAAUUGAGUAAAUCAUUUAUCGAGAGAAACAUUUAA